This is a messenger RNA of Aspergillus homomorphus CBS 101889, 1557 nucleotides long. Its product is annotated as MFS general substrate transporter. The coding region runs from base 1 to 1557 and encodes 518 amino acids. Lineage: Eukaryota; Fungi; Ascomycota; Eurotiomycetes; Eurotiales; Aspergillaceae. The record is from RefSeq and is a predicted model, not a curated record. Gene Ontology annotation, molecular function: transmembrane transporter activity. The transcript is spliced from 2 exons. Gene Ontology annotation, biological process: transmembrane transport.
AUGGCACACGAAUAUACCCCUGAAGCCCAGGGGGGCGUUGCAAAACAGCCCGCUUUCUCUUCCAGCGAAAUCACUCUGACAACCCCCUACUGCGUGACCAGCACCCCGCGCAAAAUCUUUAUCAUUACCCUGACCAGCCUCGCCAUGAUCACCACUAUGAUCGCCACCAACAUUGUCCUCCCCGUCCUCCCCAUCCUGCAACACAAUUAUGGCGUCAGCACCACACAGAUGAAUCUCCUCGUCACCGUCUUCUCCCUUGUGCAGGGCAUUACCCCGGCUCUGAUGUCCUCCCUCUCAGACCUGCAGGGCCGCCGCUUAGCCUGGAUGCUUACAUUAGCCAUCUACACAGCUGCCAAUAUCGGCCUCGCCCUGCAGAACAGCUACACGGCGCUAAUCAUUCUCCGCUGUUUGCAGAGCCUCGGUAGUAGCUGCGCGAUUCCCUUCGGAUUCGCCGUUGCAGCUGAUAUCUCCUCGCCCGCUGAACGGGGCCGGUAUAUCGGACCCUUGCAGGGGUGUGUGAUGGGUGCGUUUGCGUUCGGCCCGGUGAUCGGCGGUCUUUUAGAGCCAGCGUUCGGGUGGCGGAGUAUCUUUUGGUUCCUCGGGAUAUGUAGUGGGAGUGCGCUGUUUGCUUAUUUCUUGGUUAUUCCGGAGACGGCCCGCAGUAUUGUCGGCGAUGGCUCUGUUGAGCCUGUCGGGUGGUGGAGGCGACCUCUGGUUCAGAAUGUCCAGCGAGGGUUGAGCCGUGAGCGCGACUCUAGGCAUACAUACACGUACGAUAAGGGCCUGUCAUCUACUGGAGGCACUGAGACGCGGCGGAUCAAUACCUCGGAUUUACUACGCGCGUUUACGAUUUUAGGCGAGAAGGAUGCGUUCAUCCUUGUCAUCUUCACCAGCCUGUUCUACGCGGGUGUCACGGCCAUGUGGGCUACGACUGGCAGCCACUUUGCCAGUAUAUACAGGCUAAGUACACUAGAAGUCGGCUUCUCCUUCCUACCCUAUGGUAUCGCUGGCGCCAUCGGCUCCAUCCUCAGCGGCCGUCUCCUCGACUUCAACUACACCCGCAUUCAAACGCAACUACGCCAGAAGGCUACAUACCUCGAAGACCCCUCCAAAAACCCCAAUGGAGAUGAUUAUUUCCCCUACGAACGCGCCCGCCUUCAGAUUGCUUUUCCCUUCGCCAUGCUCGCCUCACUAUCCUUGUUAUCCUACGGCUGGAUAGUUCAAACACACUGCUCUCUCGCCGUCGCCCUCGUCUUCCAGGGUCUAAUCGGCUUCAGCGGGACACCACUCCUCGGAAUUAUCUACACAUUACUGAUAGAUCUAUACCCGACCCAGGCGGUUGCGACCCAGGGUGCGGCAGAUCUGGUCCGGUGCUGGCUCGGGGCGCUGUUUGCGGCGGUAAUUGACUACAUGAUUGAUUCGAUGGGGUGGGGAUGGUCGUUCACUCUGCUCGGGCUGGACAUGGUUGUUGCGAUGCCGAUGCUGGGGGUCUUGUAUUGGUAUGGGCUGAAGUGGAGGGAAAGGAAGCAGGAGCGUGUGAAGGCGGGGAGUCUUUGA